CGGCCUGCGGCCGCGUGUUCUGCCGUGCCCCGGAUGUGGCCCCUGCCUGGGAAAAUGGCGGCGCCGGGGUGGGCGGUGGGAGCGUUGUAGCGCCCGGUGCCAUCCCCGCCAUGGCGGACCUGGGCCGGCAGCUGCACGAGUACCUCGCGCAGUCCAAGGCUGCUGCCGCCACCGGUCCCAGCGCGGUCCCCGCACCGCCGGCGGCCGGCGGCUCGCAGGAGGAGGCGGGGGACGGCGGCGGGCUGCGGGCCUGGCUGGGGGCGCUGAACCCGUUCCCGCCGGGCAGUCCCCCGGGCGCCACGGUGUGGCCUUGGACGGGAGAGGAGGACCCGUGGCUGGCGGGGCUGUCGCGCUGGCAGCGGCUGGCGGGCAGCGGGCUGUGCGUGCUUCUGGCCGCGCUGUGCUUCGGGCUGGCGGGGCUGUGCGUGCCGCUGCUGCUGCUGCGCGCCCGCAAGUUCGCGCUGCUCUGGUCGCUCGGCUCGCUGUGCGCGCUGGGCGCCGCCGCGCUGCUGCGCGGGCCCGCCCGGCUGCUGCGGGAGCCCGGCCGCGGGGCGCUGCUGUACCUCGGGGCGCUCUUCGGGACGCUGUACGCCGCGCUGGCGCUGCGCAGCACCGCGCUGACGGCGCUGGGCGCCGCCGCGCAGCUCGGCAUCGCCGCCGCCGCGCUCCUGGCCGCGCUGCCCGGCGGUGCCGCCGGCCUGCGCCGCCUCGCCGGGCUGCUCCGCGCCGCGGUGUGCGGCCGAGGCAAGGCACUGCCUCUGUGAGCCCGGCGCGCCGGGGAGCAGCGGCCGCGUCCCCGCGGGAGUCCCUCGCGCACCGACCGAGAGCCUCGCGCUGUCGCCAGCCGACUCCCAGACCGGGGACGCCGCUUCUCUUCGCCUCCUCCGCGUCCCGGCACGUUUUCCUCGCCAGCGCUCGAGCAGCAGCGGCGGGGCUGGCAGCCCGGAGCGGCCCCGGUGACUCGGAGCUGCGGGUGCCGUGUGCGGUGCCAGCCUGCCGAGCCGCCCCCGAGCUCGUUAUUUGCCUUACCGCGCUGUCAGCUCCCUAGGCACGGCUUGGCAUCGCUCCACCUCUGGGUGGGGAGCUGGCAGCGUCCCGCUCGUGCCUCCAGCCGGGACCAUGUGGCUGUGCAGCGGCUGCUGCGGACCGCGGAUCCCUGCGGCGACAUUGUGGACUUGCCCGGUACUGAGGAGCGGCUGAGGUGCGCAAGGCUGACGGAUGCCGAACCACGAAGAUGAUUUAGCAAAAUGCGAUCGAGGCUAGGGGAGAACAUUGAAAAAUUAACUGGUGUUACCUCAUUUUGUGCUGACCCCUACACUAUGAACACAUACUGUUUUUGCUGUCACCUCAGACCAGUGGUGAAUACGAAGACUCUGGCCAAUGAACUGCAUUUCUCUCUAUAAAGCAGCUUUAAAAUAACCAUCCAGAUGGCAGACUAGCAAGCAGUGGUGAUUGCCUGCAUUUUGGAAUUUUGACCUCAGCACCACUGUAAUCUGUAGACAGCUGUGGCUAAAGGUGAAAAUGAAACUUCUGUGUACAUGAUAAACCAAAACCCUAGGAAUCAGCUCUCAGUAUUUUAAAUGGCUGAGAUUUCUGGAGGUAGUACUGUUGCUCCAUCUGAAACACAAGUUUGCCUAAAUACAGCCCUCUGUAGGAAUAGGUCCACCUGGAGCAUCCAUGUCCCUGUGGUCAGAGGUUCCUGGUCCAUCGUGCCAGGGACGUUUCCGUGGUGGCAGUGAGGCCAUGUCCAUGCCCUGGAGUGAAGAGGAACGUUCUCUGUUGGCUGGAGAGUGCC
This is a messenger RNA of Onychostruthus taczanowskii (white-rumped snowfinch), 1795 nucleotides long. RefSeq names its product SFT2 domain containing 3 (gene SFT2D3). Gene Ontology annotation, biological process: vesicle-mediated transport. The record is from RefSeq and is a predicted model, not a curated record. The transcript is spliced from 3 exons. Gene Ontology annotation, cellular component: membrane. Bases 111 to 764 code for a protein of 217 amino acids. NCBI's taxonomy places the organism in Eukaryota, Metazoa, Chordata, Aves, Passeriformes, Passeridae.